AUGCUGGAAGAUACUGUGCAGGCAUUAUCUUUAGAAUCUUCUUCGACGGUAAAUACUGAAGCCAAUGUAUCGCAUGUUGAAUUCUGUGAUGGUCCUGGAUCAUCAUGGACGUCAACUUCACAUUCGUCGUUCACGAAGAAUCCUGAUGCUCUGAGACUAUCUAAAACUGUUGAACCGACGAGAAGAGUAACUGUAGUUGAUAAGCCGGGACAAGAGAAAGUACAUUUUACUGCGAAAAAGAGAAGAUUUCGAAAUAAAGACUCACCGAAACAAUCAGUAUGA
Enterobius vermicularis (human pinworm) is the source of this 282-nucleotide messenger RNA. NCBI's taxonomy places the organism in Eukaryota, Metazoa, Nematoda, Chromadorea, Rhabditida, Oxyuridae. The record is from the annotation of a GenBank genome assembly.